Molecule: messenger RNA, 3315 nt
Organism: Amaranthus tricolor (Joseph's coat)
Lineage: Eukaryota; Viridiplantae; Streptophyta; Magnoliopsida; Caryophyllales; Amaranthaceae
Product: probable apyrase 7
Exons: 4
Coding region: 537-2819 (760 amino acids)
Biological process (GO): nucleoside diphosphate catabolic process
Cellular component (GO): membrane
Molecular function (GO): nucleoside diphosphate phosphatase activity
Source: RefSeq, a predicted model, not a curated record
ACUUCAACUAUAGUCUUCACACGUUCAUCAAUUACAAGUUACAAUACCUCUUCCUCUUUUCCAUCAUCCCAUGGUUUUUUCUGCACAAAAUUAGAGUAAAUAACACUUUUAUUUUCUGUAGAUUAUUUCGUUGGAUCUUACCCAAACCCGGAAAUGAGAUCACACCAACAGAAUCAAUAGAGAGAGAAAUUAAUAGAGGAAGAUUUUUCACUAUUUUGGUCUGCCCCAUUUCAUCACUCGCACUAUUUCUUCCUUACCCAACUAUUUUUCUUCUUCAUACUAUUUGCAUUGUAAAACCCAAUUUCUCAAUACUCUAGAACACAAGGAGAUACAUCGAGAUAAUUCUAUUUUUUGAUCUGCUUUUGGAUUGUGGAAUUCAGCGUUUUUUUGGAGGAUUUCAAGGAUUCUCCGUGCUAAUGUCAAGUAUGAAUUAGUGGUCCCAUCUAUGCAUGAACAUUACCGUUUUUCUGGCAUCACUGCUUUAUAUAUCUGCUGCUAAGAGGGACAAAUGAAGUGUUAUAAUUCUUAAAUAGACGAUGGUUUUUGGUAAAAUCUCCAAAAUAAUCUCAUCUGCAACAAAUCGUUCAUCCAUGAGGCACUCAUCCUCCAUCCCAUACAUUCAAGCUGGAUUAUCGCCACCGAAAGGUUCUGGCCAUGGAUUCGGUUUUAGCAGCCCUGGGCAGAUGAAUAAUAUGAGGUUAUCUUCAUCAUUACAAGAUUUUUCUCAAUUUCGUCGAUCAGAUCCUGAAGUUGGUGAUUCAAAUGGUGGGACAAAUCUAAUCAAUGCAAAGUCUCCUCAUUCUUUUUGUAAAGACAUUUCCAGUCCCAGUUUCUCGAAGGAUAAAGUGCCUCAAAGCAAUCCAUUUACUCGUAAGAAAUGGAUACGAAUAUUAACAUCCCUACUUUGCCUGCUUUUCUUUGGUUUCCUUGUGUUUAUACUUGGUAAAUUUAUUUAUUCUCUGUGGUCCGGUGGAGCUUCUAAGUUUUAUGUCGUGCUUGAUUGUGGGAGUACCGGGACUCGAGUAUACAUAUAUCAAGCAUCUGUCGCGAACAAGAAAAAUGGUAAUCUUCCUAUUGUUUUGACAUCAUAUUCCGGGGGAUAUCGAAAGCCAAAGGGACAGAGUGGACGUGCUUACAAUCGUAUGGAGACCGAGCCUGGGCUUGAUAAAUUGGUACGCAACUCUACAGGCUUGAAGGCUGCAAUUAAGCCACUUCUACGGUGGGCAGAAAAGCAGAUCCCAAAGAAUUCUCAUAAGACUACUUCUCUUUUCCUUUAUGCUACUGCUGGGGUUCGUAGGUUGCGAACACCCGACUCUGAUUGGCUUCUUAAUCAUGCCUGGUCUAUACUAAAAGGUUCCCGUUUCUCAUGUCAAAGGGAUUGGGUUAAAAUCAUCAGUGGCAUGGAGGAAGCUUAUUAUGGAUGGAUAGCUCUAAAUUAUGAAACGGGAGUUUUAGGGUCCAUGCCAAAAAAACCGACUUUUGGUGCCCUUGAUUUGGGUGGUUCAUCAUUGCAAGUAACAUUCGAGAGUAAGGAACCCCUUCUCAACAAAACUAACUUAAAUCUGAGCAUUGGUCCAGUGAACCAUCAUCUCAGUGCCUAUUCUCUUUCUGGGUAUGGAUUAAAUGAUGCCUUCGACAAAUCUGUGGUUCAUCUGCUCAAAGGGAUGCCAAAACUGAGCAACAAGGAUUUAGCUCGUGGGAACGUAGAGAUUAAGCAUCCUUGCCUACAAUCUGGAUAUAAAAGUGAAUACUCCUGCUCACAGUGUGCUUCCUUGAAACAAGAAGCUGAGAGCCCUCGGUAUGAAGAGAAAGCCCUCAGUAAAGGCGGCAAACCGGGUGUCCCCGUUCAGCUUAUUGGCUCUCCGGAUUGGGCCGAGUGCAAUGCAGUUGCUAAGGUUGCCGUAAAUUUGUCAGAAUGGUCAGAUCUUAGUCCUGGAUUUGAUUGUGACGUACAGCCAUGCGCUCUUUCUGAAGACCUUCCCCAUCCUCGUGGGCAAUUUUUCGCAAUGUCUGGAUUCUUUGUUGUCUAUAGGUUUUUCAACUUAAGUUCAGAAGCUACCCUAGAUGACGUUUUAGAGAAGGGUCAUCAGUUUUGUGGUAAAAAAUGGGACGUUGCUUAUAAAAGCGUUCCUCCACAGCCCUUUAUUGAACAGUACUGCUUUAGAGCUCCCUACAUAGUUUCUUUGUUGAGGGAAGGUUUGCACAUAACUGAUGGUCAGAUCAUGGUUGGUUCUGGUGGCACCACGUGGACACAAGGGGUCGCGCUUGUCGAAGCUGGCAAGGCAUUUGCGACUAGAACAGAUCUUCACACACUUCAGUUAUUUGAGAUGAAGAUAGAUCCUGUCGUUCUCUUUGGUAUUCUGUUAAUAUCGUCAUUUUUGUUGGUUUGUGCAUUGUCUUGUGCUGGUAACUGCACGCCAAGAUUUUUCCGCAGAACACAUCUUCCGAUUUUCAGGCAUAGUAGUGCGCCAGCAGCAGUGCUGAAUAUGGCUUCUCCUUUUCGGUUUCAGCGUUGGAGCCCUAUAACUUCAGGGGACGCACGAGUGAAAAUGCCACUGAGUCCAACUGUCGGCGAUCAAGAAAGGUCAUUAAGCAUUGGACUUUGGUCUGGUGGAAACAACAUUCAGCUCACUGAUUCUUCUCUAUAUUCAGCUGUCAGCGGUGUUUCGCAUAGUCCAUCAUCAGGUAGCUUAGGACCGAUUCAAUUUGACGGCAAUGGUAUGGGUGCCGUGUGGAGCCCUCAUAGAAGUCAGAUGUGUCUCCAAAGUAGACGAUCAGCUUCCCGGGAAGAUCUGAAUUCUUCUCUAUCUGAUCACUGAUAAGCCGAUGAAGAAUCAAAUCUCCAAAAGUCCUGAAUUGCAUCUCUGACUGGGAUGUUUGCCAGCUAACGAACAAUUUCACACUCAUUUGAAAAGGGUAUUUUUCACUACCAAAGGCGGAUCUGCACAAGCUGCUCACACUCCUAUACCCAGCUUUUGAAGAACAUCGAGAUUUUCUCCUUCGAACCAGCUUCUACCUGUAAAUCACACGUUCUGCCUACGGAAGCUGAGAACUAGUCCUUGAGAUAUUCUCGCCUAACCAUUUUUAACCUGAAUGUGCUAUAACGUUAUUUACUGUAAUCAUCUGUGUGAUCAUGCUGGUCACCAAGUGAAUUUUGUUUCGCUGAUGAUUGAUGUUGAAGAAUCGAUUACAGAGUAAAUAUAGAACUAUUAUACUUGCUGGAAAUAAUUUUUGUAUGAUGUGAGAGACUUUCUGAUGAAUUUUGCAUAUGCCAUUGUAGACGACUAAAUGGAACUAUCCUAAGUUGGCUUUCAA